This is a messenger RNA of Anopheles bellator, 941 nucleotides long. RefSeq lists its product as uncharacterized. The coding region runs from base 1 to 885 and encodes 294 amino acids. The record is from RefSeq and is a predicted model, not a curated record. The transcript is spliced from 2 exons. NCBI's taxonomy places the organism in Eukaryota, Metazoa, Arthropoda, Insecta, Diptera, Culicidae.
AUGAAUCGAUACAUCGCACUACUGGUUUUGCUCGUGGCAGCGGUCGCCGCAGAAGCACCUUAUCCUCCCUCCGGAUGGCGCCCGGAAGGAGCACAAUUUCGGCUGCCGACGGAGUACGCGGCGCCUCUUCUACUGUUCCCUCCGCAGCAACGUAUAGUUGAGCUGCAGUUUACGCGGGAGAAUAUUCAGUUCGCUGGCCAGCAGGUUUCGGAGGAGCCACAAUCGACCCCAGCCACAACACCGGCACCAAGAACAACUACGACGACACAAGCCAAUGAAUACCCCAACUUGGAUCCGCUGAAGGUACAAGGCUUACCGUCGGAGCAACCGAAGGGUUUCCAGCAGCGUGCCAGACUUCGCCAGCAGUCGGUCAAUCAAGUGCCAACAAACUUUGGCCAGCGUCAGACCGGUGUCUUCCCGAUCAGUGGACAGUUGCGUGCUUUGCCAGCGGCGUCUUCAACAUUCUCGCGACAGCAGGUAGCUCAACCCCAGACUCUAGGGCCGCAACAGUCACGGCAGCCGGUUCCCGCCGAAACUUACGGUCCCCCGGAACAGGAGGAGCAGGUUCCGGAAGAGCCAACCGUAACGACUCAGGCGACCGAUGCUGCCCAGGAUAAUGGUGAUGGAAGUGUUAACGAAGACGAGUAUGAAGAUGAUGCCGGCCGUACGGUGGUGGCGAUUGCCAAUGGCGUCUCCGGCCAGUACUACAUUCUGUCGCCGGAUAACACCCUGCAGCGCGUGAUGUACACAGCUGCCCAAACGGAUGAUGAUCGCUUGGUAAACGGAUUUUCGGCCCAGCUAAAGUACUCCCCCGUGGAGCCAAUCAGUGAUCCGAUUUACGCUUACGACGAGCAGGGUCAGUUGGUUCGAAUCUAUAAGAAGUAGAAUCUACGAGCGCUCGUCAUUCGGAUUUGCUAGUGUAUUUCUUUGUUGGCAAAAUA